AUGUUUCUAGUCGUUGCAGAAUUGCAAUCUCAGAUUCACUGGUGGAGAAUUAUUGUAAUUUUGAUGGCGGCAGUUCCUUAUGGGAUUGAUUCUAUCACAGUUUGUGAUGCCUGUUAUUGGACUAUUGAAGAGGCGACUAAAUCUGGUGAACUUAUUCAUAAAAUUGAAACUGAGAGUCAUGAUGUUGUUGACGAAAUAGAAAUGUUUUCGCUUCAAAUCGCAAAUGCACAAGUGGAAUUUAGUGCUGCUGGGUUUUUCCCCAUAAACUACACUUUGGUAUUUUCUGUAUGUGGGUGGAAAACGGUGCCAAAAUUUUAAUUAGCUUCACCAACUUUUCAGAUAAUUGGAGGAGUUACCACAUAUAUCAUUA
Tribolium madens (black flour beetle) is the source of this 370-nucleotide messenger RNA. RefSeq names its product putative gustatory receptor 28a. Bases 1 to 318 code for a protein of 105 amino acids. The record is from RefSeq and is a predicted model, not a curated record. The transcript is spliced from 2 exons. Gene Ontology annotation, cellular component: neuronal cell body; dendrite; axon. Gene Ontology annotation, biological process: sensory perception of taste. NCBI's taxonomy places the organism in Eukaryota, Metazoa, Arthropoda, Insecta, Coleoptera, Tenebrionidae.